Aphidius gifuensis is the source of this 1274-nucleotide messenger RNA. RefSeq lists its product as uncharacterized. Bases 120 to 1274 code for a protein of 384 amino acids. NCBI's taxonomy places the organism in Eukaryota, Metazoa, Arthropoda, Insecta, Hymenoptera, Braconidae. The record is from RefSeq and is a predicted model, not a curated record. The transcript is spliced from 4 exons.
UUUAAUAUUUUUUACUAUAGUCAACUGUAUUUCCGUGUCGUGAAGCUGGGUUACAGUUACGAGAUUAUAUAACAAACCAAAAUGUCGUUGAUGUGCCAUUCAUCCAUGACGAGGCCAAGAUGACGAUCAUCAUUUGUUUCCGUCUUUUGAUUUUUCAAGUUUUACUUGUUAUUAAUAUUUCAUUCAUGCUUGUUGGUGCAACAUUAAAUUUUUCUGACAUAAAUUCUUACGCUAAAGUUUCAAGAAGUGGUUCUGGACUAUCAAACAAUUUUAAACCAAGCGUGGAAAAUUCUAAUAACGAGGGAAGAAAUUUUCAAGUAUCUCCUGUAUAUGUUUCAUCAAAAAUAUCUAAAUUAAAAAAUGGUGAAGCUUUCGAUUAUCCCUCAACUCAACGAUAUUCAACUCUUGAUGAAGAAUUACUUGCAAAUUAUGAUGAUGUUAAUAUGAAAAACCAAGCACAAGAUAGAUUUCAUCCACCUCCAAAAUUUGAACAUUCAAUUGCUCAUUCAAAUGCUGUUCGACAACAAAAUAAUAAUAAUGAAAAUUCAUCAAGUCCUCCAGGCUCAUCACCAUCAGCAUCAUCAUCAUCAAGCAAUUAUCAAACAUUGCCAAAACAAGUCUUUUCAAGUGACUUUAAUUAUCCAUCAACUUCAAAACCAAUCAUGGAUAAUUUACCAUCAAUAACAAUUGAUAAUUAUUCACCUGAUAAUUCAUACUCUGAGCAGCCAGUUUCUUAUGUGUCAGGAAAAAUGCCAUAUCAAGGUCCAGAUAAUCUCCCAAGUUAUUUAGAAAAAUUUCCCUCAAAACCACAAUUUCCAUCUUACAUUGAUACAACAUUUCCUCUUGAUAAUGAACAUUUAUCUUUUCAUCAUGAUCAUCAAGAUGAUGAUGAACAUAAUCAUGAAUUAAUUUAUGAUCAUCCACCAGAUCAUUAUGAUCAUUAUGAUCAUCAUCAUCAUCAUCAUCAUAUGACUAUGACAACAACAACUGAAGAACCAGAAGAAAUGAAUGAUCAAAGACUCAGUAAACGACCAUAUUCUUAUUAUUAUCUUGGUAAAAAAUUAUGGUAUUUACCAUUGUAUUUUAGUAUUUAUUUUAUAAUAUAUAUUGGAGCACUUGUACUUAAAAGUAUUGCUAGACAUAAAAUUAAUUUUCCAUCAACACUUGCUAAUGUUGGUGAUACACGUUCAAUAAAUAAUAUUCCUGAUUGGUGGGAUUUAACUAAAAUAGUACUUGAUGCUAUUGAUGAUAUCACAACAAGACUGCAUGAUUAA